Messenger RNA from Rotaria socialis, 888 nucleotides. The record is from the annotation of a GenBank genome assembly. Lineage: Eukaryota; Metazoa; Rotifera; Eurotatoria; Philodinida; Philodinidae.
AUGGCUAAUCGAACGGUAAAAGAAGCCCCGACAAUUAAGGGUACAAAUCCACAAUAUUUAAUUGAGAAAAUUAUUCGAUCUCGAAUAUAUGAUUCUCGGUAUUGGAAAGAAGAUUGUUUUGCUCUUACCGCUGAAUUGGUAGUUGAUAAAGCUGUUGAAUUGAAGUGCAUUGGUGGUGUUUGUGGAGCAAAUAUUCGACCGGCGCCAUUUUUAUGUUUAGUACUUAAAAUGUUACAAAUAUGUCCAGAAAAAGAUAUUAUUGUUGAAUUUAUUAAAAAUGAAGAAUUUAAAUACGUUCGUGCACUUGGUGCAUUCUAUAUGCGACUUGUCGGUACUUCAGUGGAAAUUUACAAAUAUCUAGAACCACUCUAUAAUGAUUAUCGCAAGAUGAAAUAUCUAAAUAAAAAUGAUAAAUAUGAACUUUUAUAUAUGGAUGAAUUUAUUGAUCAGUUAUUACGCGAAGAACGUGUAUUAGAAGUUCAAUUGCCUCGCUUACAAAGACGUAAUGUUUUAGAAGAAAAUAAUCAAUUAGAACCUCGUCAAUCUGUGCUUGACGAAGAUAUUGAUGAUAAUGAAUCGAGUGCUGAAAGUGAAGAAGAAGAAGAAAAGAAACCUAAAAAGAAAGAAACAAUAUCAGAAAAGCCAAAGAAAAAAUGGAAAGAUUUGGACAAGCCAAGCAGAUCACCGUCGCCACGUUAUGCACGAUCAGUGUCACCACGAGAGAAAAAUUCGAAAAAGAGACGACGUUCAAGAAGUCGAUCAAGAUCGAAAUCACGUUCACCUGCACGUGACAGCAGAAAAAAACAUUCAAGUCGACAUGAGCAUCGCGAUAAAAAAGAUCGGAACCGAGGUCAUGAUCGCGAAAAAGAAAAACGGCGGCGAGAUUAA